GUGGUUUCCACUGGGAAAUAUUCAGCGACAUUUCUGCGAAUUGAUGAUGUUAUUGAUGUGCUUGGUUUCAUUCCAAAUGGUGGUUACGUCGACUCCAAUGACAGAGAGAAGACGACUUGAAUUGAGGAGAUGUUCAAUCAUGGGUGGCACAACUAUCUUGAACAUGCAUACCCCGCUGAUGAGCUUAACCCUGUUCAAUGUAAUGGAAGAGGAAGUGAUAAAUCUGACCCGACAAAUAUAAAUAUCAAUGAUGUACUUGGAGAUUAUUCUCUCACCCUAGUAGAUACAUUGGACACCUUGGCUAUUAUGGGUACCCAAGAUCAAUUUGAAGAAGCAGUCCGGCUCGUAUUAGAACAAGUUUCAUUUGACAAGGACAGUAAAGUUCAAGUAUUCGAAUUGAAUAUCCGUGCCCUGGGUGGUUUGCUUUCUGCUCAUGUAUUUGCUUCAGAUCCUUCAUUUGGUCACAGCAUCAAGGGUUACAAUGGUGGCCUAUUGAACCUCGCAGAAGAUCUUGCAAACCGACUACUUCCAGCCUUCCAGUCAUCUAAAACCGGAAUACCAUAUCCUCGUGUCAAUCUUAGGUAUGGUGUGCCUAGAACAGAAACCGUAGAAACAUGUACUGCUGGUGCUGGAAGUCUUGUGUUGGAAUUUGGUGUUCUUAGUCGACUGACAGGAAAUCCCUAUUACGAGAGUGUCGCAAAACGUGCUCUCAAGGCAAUUUGGGACCGGCGAUCACCAUUAGACCUACUUGGAAAUGUGAUUAACAUCCAGACCGGCCAAUGGAUCCACACUGCAUCUUCUACCGGGGCCGGCAUUGACUCCUUUUUUGAGUACGUUCUCAAGGCCUAUGUGCUGUUUGGCGAGACCGAGUACCUCAACAUGUUUGAGGAUGCCUAUGGGGCAAUCUUACAGCACAUCCGAGACCCGAGUGGAUACAUCUAUCGCAAUGUGCACAUGAGUUCAGGUACUCUGAUGGCCACCUGGAUCGACAGUCUUAGUGCAUUUAUGCCUGGUCUCCAGGUCCUUCAUGGCGAUCUUGAGUCGGCCAUCAAGGGGCACUUGAUAUUCUAUAACAUCUGGAAACGAUACCACGCUCUCCCCGAACGAUUCGACUACUACCAAAAGACAGUCGACAUUGCAUUUUACCCCCUCCGACCCGAAUUUGUUGAAUCAACCUAUCAUCUCUACCGCGCAACCCGAGACCCUUUUUACCUGCAAGUUGGCGAGAUGAUCAUCGAGGAUCUUAACAAUCGGACCAGACUGGCUUGUGGAUUUGCAAACAUUGGAGAUGUCCGGACCGGUAGACUUGAAGACCGGAUGGAAAGUUUUGUGCUCAGUGAGACACUAAAGUAUCUCUAUCUUUUAUUUGAUAUCUGUAAGUCAACAAGCUUAUAUGAUGUUUAUGGUUGUCAUGGUAAUAUACAUGUAUUUAAACUAAUUUUUUCUUAUUGA
Phycomyces blakesleeanus NRRL 1555(-) is the source of this 1452-nucleotide messenger RNA. Its product is annotated as glycoside hydrolase family 47 protein. The coding region runs from base 130 to 1452 and encodes 440 amino acids. The record is from RefSeq and is a predicted model, not a curated record. NCBI's taxonomy places the organism in Eukaryota, Fungi, Mucoromycota, Mucoromycetes, Mucorales, Phycomycetaceae. The transcript has 8 exons. Gene Ontology annotation, biological process: endoplasmic reticulum mannose trimming; mannose trimming involved in glycoprotein ERAD pathway; carbohydrate metabolic process. Gene Ontology annotation, cellular component: endoplasmic reticulum; membrane. Gene Ontology annotation, molecular function: mannosyl-oligosaccharide 1,2-alpha-mannosidase activity; calcium ion binding.